Messenger RNA from Sphaeramia orbicularis (orbiculate cardinalfish), 4532 nucleotides. RefSeq names its product protein phosphatase 2, regulatory subunit B', gamma b (gene ppp2r5cb). The coding region runs from base 1 to 1734 and encodes 577 amino acids. Gene Ontology annotation, cellular component: protein phosphatase type 2A complex; cytosol; nucleus. Lineage: Eukaryota; Metazoa; Chordata; Actinopteri; Kurtiformes; Apogonidae. Gene Ontology annotation, molecular function: protein phosphatase activator activity. The record is from RefSeq and is a predicted model, not a curated record. Gene Ontology annotation, biological process: signal transduction; protein dephosphorylation. The transcript is spliced from 16 exons.
AUGCCGAAUAAAACGAAAAAAGAUAAGGAGUCGCCCAAGUCUGGUAAAGCGGGCAAGAGUGGAGGACAGGAGAAUUUAGAGCAUGAGCAGGGCUCUAACAGGAAGGGUAGCAAUAGUGCUCCUCCUACCACUCAGCUGCUAAAGGGGAAACAGCCAGGUUCCCAGACACCUGUCAAAAAGGACAAGAGGCAAAGCUCCUCACGCUUCAGCUUGAGCAACAACAGGGAGCUGCAAAAACUGCCUGCCUUCAAAGAUGUACCCCCCGCAGAACAGGAGAAGUUGUUUAUUCAGAAGCUGCGGCAGUGCUGCGUCCUUUUCGAUUUCGUCUCGGACCCUCUGAGUGACCUAAAAUGGAAGGAGGUGAAGAGGGCGGCGCUGAGCGAGAUGGUGGAGUACAUCACCCACAACAGAAACGUCAUUACUGAACCCAUCUACCCAGAGGUGGUUCACAUGUUCGCUGUCAAUAUGUUCAGGGCGUUGCCACCAUCAUCCAACCCCACAGGGGCAGAGUUUGACCCAGAAGAAGACGAGCCCACGCUAGAGGCUGCAUGGCCACAUCUACAGCUCGUCUAUGAAUUCUUUCUACGUUUCCUAGAGUCACCAGACUUUCAACCUAACAUAGCCAAAAAGUAUAUUGACCAGAGGUUUGUAAUGCAGCUCUUAGACCUGUUUGACAGUGAAGACCCCAGGGAAAGAGAUUUUUUAAAGACCACUCUGCAUCGAAUCUAUGGCAAGUUCCUGGGCUUGCGAGCGUACAUUAGGAAACAGAUAAAUAACAUAUUUUAUAGGUUCAUUUAUGAAACUGAGCAUCAUAAUGGAAUAGCAGAAUUACUGGAAAUACUAGGCAGUAUAAUCAAUGGAUUUGCAUUACCAUUAAAAGAAGAGCACAAGAUAUUCCUGCUGAAAGUCCUACUGCCUUUACACAAAGUCAAGUCUCUUAGUGUAUAUCACCCACAGCUGGCCUACUGUGUGGUACAGUUCUUAGAGAAGGAUAGCACGCUCACAGAACCGACGGUGAUGGCUUUGUUAAAGUAUUGGCCAAAGACCCACAGUCCAAAAGAAGUGAUGUUCCUCAAUGAACUGGAGGAGAUCUUGGACGUCAUUGAACCUUCAGAAUUUGUCAAAGUCAUGGAGCCCCUCUUCAGACAGCUGGCCAAAUGUGUAUCCAGCCCACACUUUCAGGUGGCAGAGCGAGCCCUUUACUACUGGAACAAUGAAUAUAUCAUGAGCCUCAUCAGUGACAACGCAGCCAAGAUUCUGCCCAUCAUGUUCCCAGCCCUUUACCGCAACUCCAAGACACACUGGAACAAGACGAUCCACGGCUUGAUCUACAAUGCUCUUAAACUCUUCAUGGAGAUGAACCAGAAGUUGUUUGAUGACUGCACCCAACAGUUUAGAGCAGAAAAGAGCAAAGAGAAAAGCAAAUGGAAGGAACGAGAAGAAGCGUGGUUAAAGAUCGAAAAUCUAGCAAAGUCAAACCCACAGUUUCUGUUGUAUAUCGAUUCGACAGGCUCAGGCAGUCCGAUGGACAUGGAGACAGACGGGCCACUAUUAGAUGAUGUCGGCAUGCUAAAGAAAACAGUAGAGGAGGAAGCCACACAGCUCCAGAAGGACCAUCGUAGAGAGCGUCCCCUGAUGAGGAGGAAAUCGGAGCUCCCUAAGGACAUCUCCACUGUCACAGCCUUGGAGUUGCACCGGAGGGCCGAGGAAAUGCUAACGCACGACGGCCACUAAAGAGACCACCCAAGUUUGCCACAAACCAGCAGCAGCAGCAUCCACAGAGGAACCACAGGCCGACGGAGGCCAGCACAACACAACUAUGGUAUCUCAGUUCAUCCUAGCACAACACGACAGACAUGAACAGUCCCGGCACCACCUGACACAGAAAAAUGUCUAACGCCGCACAUCGAAGCCUGGUUCGGCUUCAGUUCUGUUCGGACAAGCGGUGCUCGGUCCUUUACCCCCAUCCCCCCACCCCCCCCACCCCAACCCCCGCUGUGAUCCAACAGAGAUGUCUGGACAGUCCUGUUUGACCUCUACGUGUACCCUUGUCCUGAACCUCACCCAAGAUACUGUAGUGUCCUGAUCUCUCUCUCUCUUUCUCUCUUCUAUCCUUCUAUCCUUCAACUCUGUGUUUUUUGGGGUGCUGUGCUGCCCCCUUCUGGUUAUUUCUCUCAGGUGUUCUGUUUUGUGUGAGCUGUCUUCUCUUCUCACCUCUUAUUUAUAGAUGUCAGGUGCUUGUACAAAUUAUAUGAGCCCCCAGCUGUAAUCUCCACAGAGGAAUUCUUUAAUUAAAGCAAAAUAAAUUAAAAAAAAAACAUCAGCUGAAGAUAAAAUGUCGGUUGUUUCUAUAUAUUUAAUAUUAGCUAUUUUUCUCAUAACAUGAAAACUAGACGGCUGUUUAUAUUUUUUCAUACGUAGUAUUUUAGGAGAGUAAAACACACUUCCUGACUUUAUUAAUGUUCUCAUCAAAUUUAUGAUUUUUAUUUUUAUUUUUCUCAAUCAGCUGUAAAAAUUGAUUGAUCAUUGUAUUAAUCAGGACGUUGUCAUCGUGUUUUAACAAACUUCCUGUUCAUCCUAAAGUGCUUUCCACACAGAGGUUCAGGUGCAAGCUUCGUCUAUGUUACCGUGUAGGGGUCUAGUUUAGUGCCAACUCCUCUCUGUGGUUUUGCUCCUUUCUUGAAAAUUAUCUUUUGAAUUGUUCAGGCAAUAAGUUAACGCAGGUUGUGGCGGGUGUCGACGGCUCCCACAGCAGCUGAUCAGAUGGUCGAUUACACGUUUAAAACCAUUUGAUCAGUUCAAGUCCGAGCCUGGUUUUGCUGCGCCAGAUACACGAGAAGAUUUGUGAGGUUUAUUUUUAGUUCCUCUUUCACAUUCAGCCAUUGUUGGAGUGUGUUUCACUCGGUCAUUAGCAUUCACUACAAGUCACGGUCAUUCAUACGAGGCUUAAGGGAGAUCAGAGAGAUGUAGUUUCAAGUCUGGGAUUUUACUGUGUGUCGAGAAGUCAGCGGGGGCAGAUAGUGAUCACUUUUUCUACUCUUCUCAAGCAAGUCCCUUUUAUUUAUAAAAUACUUGUCAAGAUUAGAUUGCGUCAUAGAUGAGGUAUGUUUGGUCUGGAAAAAUCAAACAUAAGCCUUUCUUUUCACAGUGCCUUUUACAGUCUGAGGAGACAUUCGCUCAACUGAGAAUAGAGUAGUAGCAUUGACUAAAAUGCCAGAUUAUUUAAAAUUGUAAUAGUAUUUUCCAGCAAAGAUGCAUUUUAUGUUGGCACACGGCGCUGUUCUGUAACAGCAGAAUGCAUCUCAGCAGCUCGGACCCCCCAGCACAUGCCUUGUUUAAGCUACAAAUUUGAUGGAUUUGUAGUUUGGAGAGGAGCAGCAGAGUGGUCACCCCAGCCACUUCAGCAAUGAAGCACUUCCUGAUAAAACUUGAAAGAAAAUAGAAACACAACUGAAAAACAAACUAGUAAUGAAUUGAAAUCCGUGAUGCUGUCUGUCUUGGUGUGUGGGCUCACCUCCCCUGGGUGCCUGUUGAUACAAGCUAGCCUCCACAGGAGAGGAAGUUGCCUCCCAUUGUUGUUGUAACUUUCCAUUCUGUACCCCCCUCCCCCCUUUGCCCCCAUUCCACUUUUGAUUUGUGUCCCUGUAUUGGCAGUACUAUUGUCCCCCCCCCGUUAAAGCUUACUACACUGUUGGGCUCAUUAUUUGGACAUCUGUUUGAUCUGCUUCUGGAUGCUUGCAAGUUAUUUUUGUUGUGGUUUUUAUUCUCCUUUGCCGGCAGAACCUCUUGUCAGUGUUUCAACUGAAUGUGCAAAUUGUAAAUAUUACUGCAGUCACAUUGCUCUGUUUCCUCAUGUUUGUCUUGAAGAACAACAUUUGCCAAUGACUAAGGCUUUUAUGAAAACCUACACUGGGAAUUGCAGUGGAUUUUAAUGAAAGAAGUCAUAUGCAUCCCAUCAGUAAUCUCCAUCUUCUGAUUGUCGGUUGUGCUAUUGGAGCAUAGCAGUGUCCCUUUGGUGACUGUUGUUCUUCUUGAAAUGGCUUUAAUAUUGGCUUCUUUGGAGGUCUCCUCAUUUUACAUAAGCUUUGUUUUCUUUUUCUUUUAAAAGAAUGAUAAUUGCAAGUGUCCUUUAGUAUAUGUCUCAUACUAAAUGGCUUCAUCUAAUAUUGUACAUACAGUAUAAUAUACUUUUAUUUUAUGUUAUAACUAUUAUUAAAUGGUAGAUUUCAUAUUUUGUACAAAAUAUUCUGUGUACAGAAUACAGAGGUUAUUAGCAACUGCAGACAGUUGGUAUGUGGCACAGACUUCAACACAUGUGACUAUUUACAUUAGAAACCGUAAAGAAUUUGGAUAGUUUUUUAUCUAUUUGUAAUCCGACAUAUUUCCGUUAUGUUUCCACCUCCAGACAUGUGUUGAGAUCCUACAUACAUGAGCUUUUUGUGUGUGCUUUUAUCCGAAUCUCCAGUGGUGUACAUCUAUCUAUAUUCAGCAAAUAAAGAGAACAUGUGAGUUUUAUAUUUUCAUCCUAAAAA